CGCUUUUGGUUUUCGGUGAUUGACACGGUUCGAAUAGUACAGUACAGGCGAAGUUACGCAAGAAGUGAAACAUUGCUAGACAAUCAUCUCCCGGUUGAUAAUCAGAUAUUCGGAGAAUCAAAUCUCAGGACAGUAGCCAUCAUCCCUGCGUCAGAGAAUGUCUCAGUAUCAAACUUCCCAUUUGAACUUCGCUUAGCUCUUCAUGCUAUCGGUCCCACCCUAUUGCUGACCAGUUCGUUGGUCCGAAGCAGGCUUGGUAGCUCAGCCAUGGAUAUAUAUUGAACUACUUGGCACCUUUUUCAUGGCGAGUGUUUUCUUCAAGGAAGAAACGUUUUCUAUUUCAUUCGGAAAUAAAAGCUUAUCGACGGCACCAGCGGGCCGUGUAGAAUUACAAUAUCUUGGUGGAAAUUAAUUCUAAAGUAGAGGAGAAUGGGGUCGGCUUUAAUUGAGGAACCAAAUUUUAGCUGCACAAGUAUUCUUGAUCAAAAAUUUUCAUGUUAUCGUUUACAGAAACGGUAAUUUUCCCAGAGGAAUUUUUUUCAGUGUGUGUUACAAAAGAAACUAAUCUAGCUAGCGGCAAUUGGCCUAAUUAAUGUUAUUUGGAGUCUGUAGAAUUUGGAAUACAGUAAAAUUGUUAAGAAUAGAAUUUCCUUUCUUCUUAACUGACCCUCUUCUGUUUUGUGUUCCUAAAAUGAAUGAGUACCGUUUGUCCAGCUGGCUUGGACAACAGGAGGAUCUUCAUCGUAUCGUGUUCUAUCAAGCUGACACGUUAAUGUCUGCCUAGACCAAACGCUGUAUAAGACAGGCGGAUUCCAUUGUCAUUGUUGGCGUAGCAGACGGAAGCCCAGCAGUUGGUCAGCUUGAAAAACAGCUGGAGAAUAUUGGUGUACGAUCCCAAAAGGAGCUUAUUCUGUUGCAUCGUGAGGAUGGCGCUAAAGGUUUCCGUAUUUCACACACCGUGGAUUGGUUGAACGCGCGCGGCUGGAUCUGCGCUCAUCAUCAUGUAAGACCACGUAUACCUAUAGGCAUGGUAGGUGGCACCAGUAUGGGAUCCUUUGUUGGUGCAACGUACGCCGACACUGCUGAUGUGAAUAGAAUGUGUCAAAAGGUCCGCGAGUGGUCAAUGGACAUGACGUCCCUAUUCAAGAAGAUCCUGGAUCUAACGUAUCCAUUCACCUCCAUGUUUUCUGGAAGUGGAUUCAACGCGAGCAUAAGAAGUAGUUUUGGAGAACGCCAAAUAGAGGAUCUCUUAUUGCCUUACUUUUGCAUCACAACUGACAUAACGUCUUCUAGAAUGAGGGUACAUACCGAUGGCUGUUUAUGGCGUUAUGUCCGUGCUAGUAUGUCUCUGUCGGGUUAUCUACCACCACUUUGUGAUCCCAAAGACGGACAUCUGUUAUUGGACGGUGGAUAUGUCAAUAAUUUACCUGCGGAUGUAAUGAAGACAAUGGGUGCACAGACGAUCAUAGCGAUUGAUGUAGGAUCGGAAGAUCCCGAUGAUCUUACGAAUUAUGGCGAUCAAUUGUCGGGCUGGUGGCUUCUUUGGAACAAAUGGAAUCCUUUUGCUGAAACCGUCAAGAUUCCAGACAUGGCCGAAAUCCAAUCCCGUCUGGCCUAUAUAUCUUGUGUUAGACAAUUAGCGGAAGUAAAGGAGAGCAGCUACUGCGAAUACAUAAGACCGCCAAUCGACAGGUUUAAGACUUUGGAGUUCGGCCGCUUCGAUGAGAUAGUGGUGAGUUAA
Messenger RNA from Stylophora pistillata, 1741 nucleotides. RefSeq names its product patatin-like phospholipase domain-containing protein 6. Lineage: Eukaryota; Metazoa; Cnidaria; Anthozoa; Scleractinia; Pocilloporidae. The record is from RefSeq and is a predicted model, not a curated record.